AAACAUGGGCGCAGAUGAGGGGACCCUGACGUGCAAGACGUCUCUAGACAUCAUUCCAACUUUAACACUUUAGCUUGAGAUAUAAUAAGCAUUUAAGAUAAAACAUUUUAGGGUCUUUUAAAAUGUACAAAACUUUUCUUGGGGGAAAAAGGGGAUUUGAAUAUAUUUAACAGAUUCGGUUAAUACCAUAUCAUUUAGUAAAAUAAAAACGUUAUCACAACAAUAUAUGUUUUUUAAAUAUUUUUUAUUAUUGUUAUCUUCAAGUCUCUUUUCGGCUAGCUUCGGCUUUCGGUCAAGUCUGAACUCUUUCACCACGAUAAUGCGUCCUGGAAACGCCAGUAAAUUAGUGGAUGCAGAGGACGUGGCGAGAGAUGACCUUCUUGCCCGGGUGGAGAUAGCGCUGCUCAGUGUCAUCUUCGUCAGUGCCUCCAUCCUCAACACCGGCCUGCUUCUCGUCCUGUGGAGACAGCGCAAACAGAUGACCAGGAUGCGCGUCUUCGUCUUCCACUUGUGCUUGGCGGACCUUGUGGUCGCUUUCUUCCAGGUGUGCCCGCAGCUCAUGUGGGACAUCACAGACAGAUUCGUCGGACCAGACCUGGUGUGCCGCCUGGUGAAGUACCUGCAAGUACUCGGGAUGUUUUCAUCGACUUACAUGAUUGUGGUGAUGACUGUCGACAGAUAUCAAGCUGUCUGCAACCCCAUGGUGAAGUUUCAGCGGACGCGCACGAGACUGAACAUCCCUGUGAUCAUCGCGUGGGGGAUUUCGCUGCUGGGCAGUCUGCCUCAGAUUUUUAUCUUCUCACGGGUCGAGGUUGCACCCGGUGUGUUUGACUGCUGGGCUAAAUUCAUCCAGCCAUGGGGGCUUCAGACUUAUAUAACCUGGACCACGCUAGUCAUUUUUAUUUUACCUGUUGUUACAGUCCUUGUUUGCCAAGUGCGCAUCUGCCGAGCCAUCCAUAUUAACCUAUACCAAAAGAUUACACAGCAGGGCAGCGUGAAUCUCCCACUGCCCCCCAGAGCCAGCGGUGUGGCCGGCAUGUCAAAGGCCAGAGUGAAGACACUGAAAAUGACGGUCGUUAUCGUGCUGGUUUAUAUUGUCUGCUGGGCUCCAUUCUUCACUGUCCAGCUCUGGUCCGCCUGGGACUCAGAUGCGCCAAAAGAAACUGCGACUUUCACCAUCCUGAUGCUGCUGGCCAGUCUGAACAGCUGCGCAAAUCCCUGCAUUUACAUGCUUUUCAGUGGACAGUUUCCCCAGAGGCUGCUCACGCUCCUUUGCCAGAGACAUACGGGGGGUAAGGAUUCAAUGCAUGACGAUGCGACGCUGGUCAGCACGUUAUACAUGAGCUUUAGGAAUGUCUCUGAUUCUAAAUAACGUUAACGCGUUUACUGUAAAAAAAUAAAUAAUAAUAUAUAUAUAUAUACGACUGUUCUUCUGAACAGGAUAUAAUAGACAAGACAAAUUGUGUCUAUGUUUCUCUGGCAUAUGAAAACAUGACAUGUCUUAGAAGCUUUCACUCAAUAAAAGCAUGUGACUGGGAGUGAGAACUGCUCUUCAGAUGUUGAAAAGUGAGCUUCGUCAAGUUCUGUUGGAUUGUAGCACCUGUGCUCUUCGAGAAAGCAAAUAAUCUGUUCAGACUCUGUAAACAAUCAUCAUAUAGUAGGCUAAUGACUACGACAGUUUGGAUGUGAAAUAAGACAUAUUUAUUAUAUUUAACAGAAGCCUGAUUUGGACUUUAGUGAAACUGCUGAUAAAUAGGACCUUAGCAAUUCAAUUGAAAUGUUAUGUUGUGUUUGGUAUCACUGCUGUUUUUGUUGAUCAAAUUCAACCACCGGCUUUUAAGUUGAGGUCAGAGACUGUAACAGAAGUUUAGCUGUGUCUGUAGCUUGUAGUUUUUCUUGCUUAACACUUUAACUAAGUGAUAAACCAAGAAAAACUGUGUCACAUGGGAAAAACAAAAUGUUUAAAGCAUAAAAUGCAAAUAAGGGGCCAGAGCCAAAACAGGAACCAGCACAUUCAAAGUUGUUGUAACAUACCUGCACUAUGAAAUACAUUUUGACUUCUAUAACUAUUACCUGUUGUGUUUUCUGUGUUCAAAUCACACAAUCAGUGACUGUAUGUGAUAAACAAUAAAUAAAGUCAUGUUGUAACAGAG
Molecule: messenger RNA, 2153 nt
Organism: Labrus bergylta (ballan wrasse)
Lineage: Eukaryota; Metazoa; Chordata; Actinopteri; Labriformes; Labridae
Product: vasopressin V2 receptor
Biological process (GO): G protein-coupled receptor signaling pathway; regulation of systemic arterial blood pressure by vasopressin; positive regulation of vasoconstriction
Cellular component (GO): plasma membrane
Molecular function (GO): vasopressin receptor activity; peptide binding
Source: RefSeq, a predicted model, not a curated record